AUGUUGGCUCAACUGCUGGAGGCCAAGAAGCAGCUGGAGGCCCAGUGGUCUCUGUACCAGAAGACCAAGGAGCUGUUGAAGAACGCUGAGCUGCAAGCGAACCUACUGAGGCAGCAGCUCAGCCACACUGAGAAGCAGAAUCGGGGUCAAAACCAGGGCCUGCAGAGUCAGUGUUCAGGUCGGGGUCUAGGCCAGGGCCAGGGUCAGACCAGCUCCAGGGUUCCCAUCAGAGUGCCACUCGGAGCUCCGGUGACUGGUCCAUCUCCGACCAUAGCUAAAUCCCAGUCCCAGCCUCUACCUGUCCUUCAGCGAGGAGGGCAAGUCCUCCUCGAGAGCCUGAUCAAGAGCGAGGAGGGCAAGUCCCAGGAACAAGUCCUGGAGAUCAUCAGUGGUUCUUCUAGCUCUUCAGAGCAGCCCCCCACCGCCAACAUCAAGCCCACCCCGGUGUCAGGUGGUGCCCCCAGUAAACCUUCCCCGAUGCCUAGGAGCAAGUCCACCCCCAGAGCCAGCAUCCGACACAUGGUUCCCAUCACGGUGCCCACCCCCACGGCCACUGCCAUGCCCCAUACACAGUCUGACAGCCAGGAAGCCUCAGCCUGGACCCCCGUCAGGGUUGCCUGCCCCAGUCUGUUCCGAGCUGACCCCCUGCCCCCAGUCCUCUACAUUCAGCCUCCUUGUCCUGUGCUGGGCCUGGGACCCCAACCCACACAGAGCCUGUUUGCAAUUCAGGAGUGGCUUCGGGACAAGUCUCUGAAUGUCCUUGAGUGGCCCAGCCAGAUCUCUGGAGAGACCUGAAAAUAUCUGUGCAGCAACUCCCCCCAUCCAACCUGACAGAGC
Messenger RNA from Oncorhynchus mykiss (rainbow trout), 837 nucleotides. The record is from RefSeq and is a predicted model, not a curated record. NCBI's taxonomy places the organism in Eukaryota, Metazoa, Chordata, Actinopteri, Salmoniformes, Salmonidae.